GCGUGAGAGGGGAGGGGGGAAAAAAAGCUCCUGUGACGUCACACGCGUUUGAAUUCAGUUGACCAAGAUGGCGGAGGUGAGCGGUUUGAGGAGCAGAAGUGUCUUCGAGCCCAACUGCAAAAAGCGAAGCAUUGACGAAGGCUUGAGUGGUGUGGAAGAUGUCCCCCCUUUUCGGCACAACCUGAAGACCCCUCUGGCUAAGUCCGGGGGCCCGGAGGAGACCCCGCGUACCGCCCCCUCGAACCCGGGCAAAAAUGCCCGCCUCACCCCCUCCUCUGAUGAGUUUCUGGAAGGAGAGACCGUGGAGGAGGAGAAUGAGGUGGAGGUGAAAGAUGAGGCGGCCAGGCCCAUCCAGGUGGUCCUGGCCAACGAGGAUGAGCACAGCUUUGAGCUGGACGCCGCGGCGCUGGAGAGGAUCCUGCUGCAGGACCACGUGAAGGACCUGAACGUGGUGGUGGUGUCUGUGGCCGGCGCCUUCCGCAAGGGCAAGUCCUUCCUGCUGGACUUCAUGCUGCGCUACAUGCACAGUCAGCAGGGCAAGUCGUGGAUGGGAGGCGACGACGAGCCCCUGACCGGCUUCAGCUGGAGAGGAGGCUGCGAGAGGGAAACCACGGGAAUUCAGAUCUGGAGCGAAGUCUUUGUGGUCGACAAGCCCGAUGGCAGCAAGGUUGCCGUGCUCCUCGUCGACACUCAGGGAGCGUUCGACAGCCAGUCCACCAUCAAGGACUGUGCCACCGUGUUCGCCCUCAGCACCAUGACCAGCUCUGUGCAAGUGUACAACCUCUCCCAGAACAUCCAGGAGGACGACCUGCAGCAUCUGCAGCUUUUCACAGAAUAUGGCCGCCUGGCAAUGGAAGAGAUCUACCUGAAGCCUUUCCAGUCACUGAUGUUUCUGAUCCGGGACUGGUGUUAUCCUUAUGAACACGACUACGGACUGGAAGGAGGCAACGACUUCCUGGAGAAAAGACUACAGGUGAAGCAGAACCAACACGAGGAGCUGCAGAACGUGAGGAAGCACGUCCACUCCUGCUUCUCCAACAUCGGCUGCUUCCUGCUGCCCCACCCGGGCCUCAAGGUGGCCACCAACCCCUACUUUGACGGCCGGCUGAAAGACAUCAAUGGGGAUUUUAAGAAGGCUCUGGCCAAGCUGGUGCCUCUCCUCUUGGCCCCAGAACGCCUGGUGGUGAAGGAGAUCGGAGGCAACAAAGUCACCUGCAGAGACCUCCUGGAGUACUUCAAGUCCUACAUAAAGAUCUACCAGGGGGAGGAGCUGCCUCACCCAAAGUCCAUGCUGCAGGCGACCGCAGAAGCCAACAACCUGACCGCUGUGGCGGGCGCCAAAGACAUGUACGGCAAGAGCAUGGAGCUGGUCUGCGGCGGGGACCAGCCGUACAUCGCCCCGGCCGACCUGGAGCGCUGCCACGAGGAGUUCCGCGAGCACUCGGUGGGUCACUUCCGCUCCGUGAAGAAGAUGGGCGGCGAGGAGUUCUGCCAGCGCUACCAGAGCCAGCUGGAGGCGGAGCUGGACGAGGCCUACGGGAACUUCUCCAGGCACAACGACGGCAAGAACAUCUUCCACACGGCGCGCACGCCCGCCACGCUCUUCGCCGUCAUGUUCGUCACCUACGUGGCGUCCGGCGUGACGGGCUUCGUCGGCCUGAGCGCCUUGGCGUCGCUGGCCAACCUGGCCAUGGGCGUGGCGCUGCUGUCGCUCUGCGCCUGGGCCUACGUGAAGUUCUCCGGAGAGUUCCGGGAGGUGGGGACGAUGAUCGAUCUGGUGGCCGAGACGCUGUGGGAACAGAUCUUGAAGCCACUAAGUGAACAUUAUAUGGAAGACAAGGUCCGACAGACGGUGGUUAACUCCAUCAAAGCCAGCUUGACAGAACAAGCUAAAGACUCCUACAAGUUAAAGACUCGCUGAUGCCCCCCCCCCCCCCUCCUCAUCCCCCCGUCAUGUUCAUCAUGCUCCCCCCACCGCUCAAUGUGUCCAAUCCUAGAACUGUGGAACUAGUUCAACACCAAAGCUGACCCCCUUUUACCCCCACCCCACCUCAUGGCUUCCUCCUCUGUUGGCUGUGGUGGAGCUGCCCUGCUCUUCAUCGCCCCCCAGUGCCUCAAAGCAGCAGCAGCAGCAGGAGAGAAGCCAAAACUGGAGCUGAAGGACCUUCAUCUUCAAUGUGCCAUGCUGUGAUCUAUUGUUGUAGGCUCACAAACACACACACACACACACACACACACACCUAUGCUGUAAGCGGACUGCACUCGCUUCAGGAUUGAGCUGCAAUUCAGGGAAAACUGACACACACUUUCUGUGCAUUUAACCUGUUUCGUCUUACGAGUGAGACGAGCUCGGUUUUCUUUCUCUUCAGGCCGUUUAUUCACCUUUCCCCAAAAAGCACAAGUGACUCGUGGAGUAGUUCAGUAGUUUCAGCACAAUCAGGGAAUGAAUUGGACGAGGUGAUCGUCCCGGGGGAAUCUGAACUGUAAAGAACCUUUCGACUUCCUACUAGAUCUCCUUCCUGUCUCCAAUCAUUCAUUCGGUUUGUCUCGGUGAGCGUUAGCCAUGUGACUCGAGCCCACGCUGGGCUCCAGCUGCUUCCAGGCGUCUUUCUUCCCUUUAGUAUUUUGUGAUGGUAAUUCUGAAGAGAACUGUAGGGAGCCUCGAGCUUCUCAGCUGAUGUGUUUUUAAAGUUAGGGCUAAUGUUUUACCCUCUGCAUGGUGUUAAGAGCUACUGUGUCGUAGCAUGAAAGUAGCUAGCAGCAUUUUAGAGCCACGGUGUCUUUAGUUAAGUAGCCAGGGAGGCCCAUCAUCUUUGUCAAGCUGCUCCUGGUUCUGAAAGCCUUAUUUCAUUGAGAUGUUCUGUUUCUAGGUUAAGCUCCUGUUACAUCUUUAAAGGAUUAGUUUAACUGGGAAAAUAUGCUAAACUGCUUUCUUGAGUCAGUUAAAUGUAUGCCGCUCAUGAGAUGAAUAUACAGAGAUAGAAAUGUGUGACUCACAAAAACCGACAAAUUGACUUUUAAAUUCACGAAGCAUAGAGCAAAACAUUCGGCACCUCUAUGCUAAGCUACCUGGCUGCUGCUUCAAAUUUAAGGGCCGAAAAGGAGUGCAGCACAAAUCAGAUUGCUCAAAUGUUGAACUUUUUCUAGAGUUUGUUUCUAUCCAUUAUUUCUCACCCCAAGCACCAGUCUCUUUCUGUGAUCACGUAAACCAAUCGAGCGCGUUGGAUUAAAUAAACUUUGUAUACAUUUCCUAGUGAAUCAGCUGUUUUCUUGAUCAACUUAACCAUCUGUGGUCUGUUUUAAGAAUAGCUGAAGGGUUUACACUAGUUCAUGGAUGGAUGUUAAUAGACACGUGGUGUGAAUCUCUGGAUUCUGAUUGUGACGAGCCGGUCUGAGACAUAGCUUGUUUGCCUUUAUAAAAGGUAUCUAAUUUAUUUUUGAAUAAAUCAAUUCAAUUACUUUGGCUCCUUUUGUCUCAUUUCUAGGAUUUACGCCUGCGGUGUUUGGACCCGAUUUUUUCUCAGUUGCUCAAUCUGCUGCAUUGUGCAGCUGGGGAGCACAUUCGCAUUCCUGAAAAGAGCCGUUUUGCGUUCAUGAUUUCCUUUGUCCGCCGCUGAAAUGAGUUAAUUUCCAUAAAUGACCAACAGGAGGAGCUGGUUUCUUAAAAAUAGUUUAAUUUUACAAUGGAAAAGUUUAAACUGCAAAAGCCACAAGCCCUGUACGCAGAACAGGUAUUUAGUGUAAAACUCAAGCAAAAAAAUAUAACACUGACUGGCACAGAGUUUCAUCUCCAUAUCAAGAACAAAACAAAUCUUCUAUGAAAAUGUGUUCAAAUGAGGAAUUUGUCUCCUAAUGUUAUUUACAAAUUAAGAUUUUUUGUGCUUUCAAUUAUACAUUGCCGCACAUUUUUGGGACGACAAAAUAAAAACUUCAUGUUGGGGGAAAAAACAACAUGAUCUGUUCAAAUAAACCAUGCUGUUGCGACUUCAUUCUAAAUCUACCCUCCAAGAUGUUCAGCAGUUCGGGGCCCAGAUCACUGAUUAAAACCUCGCCUUUUAGGAUUCCUCCUACAAUCACUGAAUUUACACACACACACUGCUUAUUAAUUCCCUCCCUUCAAAGUGUUGCCUUAAUGUUUUUGGCUUAAUCAGAGCUGCAACAGUCAAAAGUGAAAAGAUGAGUCCCUUUAAGGAUCGGUAAACAUUUACAUGGUUAUGUAGGCGAGUUCCUAAGUGCCUCAUUUAUGUAAAAAAAAAAAAACUA
Pungitius pungitius (ninespine stickleback) is the source of this 4263-nucleotide messenger RNA. RefSeq names its product atlastin GTPase 2 (gene atl2). The record is from RefSeq and is a predicted model, not a curated record. Bases 68 to 1921 code for a protein of 617 amino acids. Lineage: Eukaryota; Metazoa; Chordata; Actinopteri; Perciformes; Gasterosteidae. Gene Ontology annotation, biological process: protein homooligomerization; endoplasmic reticulum organization. Gene Ontology annotation, molecular function: GTPase activity; GTP binding. The transcript is spliced from 14 exons.